GAUCUUUCUUUCAAUUAAAAAAGUCCGACGAAUUAUAUCGGAGUAUCGACAAUUGUCGCGGGUUAUAAAAUAAUCGGGGAAAAAUGCACGAGAAUCAUAGUAGACUGAUAUUAAUGCUCGGUUUUUUUUCCGUCCCGUUAAACGUCGGGGGAUAUCGAAUUCUCGGUGUAUUUCCAUUCCACGCUCCGAGUCACUUCGUGAUGUUCGAAACGGCGAUGAAAGGUCUGGCGUCGAGGGGACACCGGGUCGACGUAGUGAGUCAUUUUCCCUCGAAAAAGCCACGUGAAAACUACAACGACAUUAUAAGUCUGGCGGGAAAAUCUCAAGUUUUGACGAACAACGUGUCCUUCGAGGUAUUUCGAUCGAACGGAAUGGAAGAAUACGGUAUAGAUUUUAUCGGGAAUCAGGUUUGCGAUUUGCUGGGUAUACCGGAGAUGCAAAAUCUCAUAAAAAAUCCGCCGAAGGACCCUCCGUACGACCUCGUCAUCACCGAGUUUUUUUACGCCGGUUGUUAUUUCGCGUUCGGGCGAAGCCUGAACGCGCCAAUAAUAGCUAUGUCGUCUUCCGGAUUACUGCAUCACUCGGAAAAGGCUUUUGGAAAUCCUCCGGAAACGGCGUACGUGCCGUUGUUCAACGAAGGAUCGAUAAUGGGAAUGAAUUUUUUCGAGAGAUUCGAAAACUUCGUGUCAACGGUGGGUAUAAAUUUAAUAGUCAAAGACUCGACGGAGGUGCAGAACGACAUGGUGAAGAGGUAUUUCGGACCGGAUACGCCAGUCACGAGUGAAUUGGAAGAAGAUUUGUCAUUACUUUUGGUUAAUUGUCACCACAGUCUGAACGGAAUUCGCCCGACAACCCCGGCGGUCGUCGAGGUCGGGGGUCUCCACAUACAAGAAAAAGACAUAGAGCUACCGCAGGGGUUGAAAAAAUGGCUAGACGAAAGCACCGAAGGUUUCAUCUACAUAUCUUUCGGUACGAUACUGAAAGCUGAGACAUUGCCGAAAAAUAUUAUCGACGAAUUGUACUCGGGAUUCGAAAAAGUGAAACCGAUCCGCGUCCUCUUUAAAGUUUCAUCACCGGAAGAUCUACCGCCUGGUCUUCCGGACAACGUGUUAACGAUGAAGUGGAUUCCUCAGAUGCAAAUUUUGCAACAUAAAAACGUAAGGGGAUUCGUAACCCACUGCGGUUUGAUGGGAGUCCAAGAAGCGGUGGCUUUCGGUGUCCCGAUAAUUGGAAUACCGAUGUUCGGCGAUCAGCCGCGAAACGUUAAAAAUUGCGUAGAGAAGGGUGUCGCCGUACGUCUUGACUAUGAAAAUAUAACGGAGUAUAAUUUCGUGGGUGCCGUAAACGCCGUAGUUUAUGAUCCGAAAUACAAAGAAAACAUGAUGAAAUUAUCGAGUGAAUUUUUGGAUCGACCGACGGACCCGCUGAACACUGCGAUUUUUUGGAUCGAAUACGUAAUCGAACACGGAGGCGAUUCUCUCCGAUCGCCGGCCGUAAAAAUGACAUGGUGGCAGUUAGAGUUGCUCGACAUUUAUGCGAGUAUAAUCGUUGGCCUGAUUGUAUUUUCGUAUCUCCUCAAAUUCUUCCUGUCAAUUUUAAUUCGUCGAAUUUUUCGGAAAAAAAUAACUCGACCGAUUCAACUUGAUAAAAUAAAUUGAACGAUCUGAAAA
Molecule: messenger RNA, 1670 nt
Organism: Athalia rosae (coleseed sawfly)
Lineage: Eukaryota; Metazoa; Arthropoda; Insecta; Hymenoptera; Athaliidae
Product: UDP-glucosyltransferase 2-like
Exons: 5
Coding region: 84-1658 (524 amino acids)
Molecular function (GO): UDP-glycosyltransferase activity
Source: RefSeq, a predicted model, not a curated record